Messenger RNA from Nomia melanderi (Alkali bee), 3014 nucleotides. The record is from RefSeq and is a predicted model, not a curated record. Lineage: Eukaryota; Metazoa; Arthropoda; Insecta; Hymenoptera; Halictidae.
AAGCUAAAAUACGAGCGAAGUACAUACCCGACGUCUGGAACGGGUAGCGGAGGAGUUGAUGGGCCGUAGGAGAUGGAAGCAAUAUCAGGACACCCUGUACAGCGGUACUCGCAGCAGCGAAUCAGUGACGGCACAGCCCCACCACCGGCUUUACCCGGCGUUUUCGUCGUCCUGCGACCCGGUGCCCGGCAACUUGGAACAAAUUGGGCCGCGUGCGCUUCAUCCCGCGUCCACCUCGUUACCCACAACGAUCACGACGACAACGAGCACGGCGUCGGCGGCGACGGCGGCGGCAGCAGCAGCAGCAGCAGCAGCAGCAGCAGCGGCAGCGAUAACGACGGCCAGCACCAUCAGCACAGCAGCGGCAACAACGGCGACGACGGCGUCGACGACAAGCCUGGUCAAGCAGGAGAGCCUGCAAAGGCACCCCCUGCAAAACCACCAUCACCUCCAAUCAUCGGUACAAGAUCACCAUCGUCACUAUCAGCAGCAACAAGAGGACCAGCGACGUCUCAGGCCGGACGAGGUAAAGGUCGAGAUCGGGGAGGACGAGUUCCCGAACGGUGUCGCGCGGGAGGAGCCGGCUGCGAAGGCGACGGAGGCGUCGACAGCGACAACGGUAACAACGGCGACGACGGCAGCGGCGGCGGCGACGGCGGCGACCACAGGCACGAGCAUCGCCACCAGCAGCACGAACAGCACCGGCACGGUCCCAACGAUCGCGUCGGCGAACGCGACGGCCACCAUGACCACUGGCACGACCACGAUCCCCACCAGGCGGAGACGCAAACGCCGGCAGAACGACGGAGACGGUGCCACGGACGACAGAGAGGACGACGAAGAAAACGAGGAAGAGGAGGAUGCCAGGUGCCAGAACGAGGCGGAGAAGAGGCUCAAGCUCGAUCAGGAUGCCGACAGGCCGGUCAGUCCUCUCAGAAGGGAAAAGGAUCGAGCAACUCGGGACUAUCCGACUGCCAACGCUACCGAUACGGAAGGGACCAAGGAACGAACGGAGGAAGUCGCGUUGGUGCGGACACCGGUGACGCAGGGCUUGCUGAGAGUGAAGAAAGAGGAGGAGUUACAAGAAGCGCCGAGUUCUGGAGGCGGACCAACGAUACUGACGAUACCGGCUCCGGAUUCGGAUGGGACCAGGUCAGGGUUGCCGUGUCGGGAGGUUGACACGGCCGCUAGAAACGCGGUGCCGCCGUUUCUCAUUGGAGGCCGACGUACCAGCCCACCACCGGAAGACUGGAAGCCAAUGGACAAAUGCUACUUCUGCCUGGACGGCAAGCUGCCGCACGAUGACCAACCGCCCCUCAGCCCGCAGAGCGACAGCAGCAGCAGCUCGCGAUCGGCCGAGUCACCGAUGUCGGUCCAGGUGGACCCGAUGGCGGCGUCAGUGGUCGCCGCGGCCCUUAGCGGCACCUACCCCACCCUGCUGCCCCAAUGGUGUCUGCCACCAAGGGAAGCGCCUCUCGUUGGGGUGCAGGCACACCAGGACAGCGCGACGCCAGUCGAUCAGCCGCUCGACCUCUCGGCCAAACCCAAAAAUUCUCAGGACAACAACAUAUCGCUUCUGGAACAACAGAAAAUACCUCUAAGGAUGCCGGCAGGUAUCGACCCCAAGAGUAUCUUUAAUUCGUGUUACCGCGCGAAACCGCGUAUGACCGGGCCGGUGGCUGUGACGGCGGCGGCAGCUGCGGCGGCAGGCGUCGGUGGUGUCCCCGUGGUGGGUGCCGGGGGCGGCCGGAGGGCCUACACCGAGGAGGAGCUGCAGUGCGCCCUCAGAGACAUCCAGAGCGGCAAGCUCGGCACACGAAGGGCGGCCGUGAUCUACGGAAUACCGCGUAGCACCCUGCGCAACAAGGUCUACAAGCUUGCGAUGGAGCGCGAAAGGGACGCGUCCCUGUCUAGCACCCACUCACACCCUCACGAGCCCGGCGCCCCAGCCACCACCACCACCACCAUCACCACCACCACCACCACUACUACAACUACAACUACAACAACACCACCAAAUACGACCCAAAACGCCUCCGCGACCACUCCGCCCCCGCAAGUGGACGAGGUAGGUUUUGGGGACAGAACAAGAGAGAGGAAAAUGAGAGCGAGAGAAUGAUUGGAAUUUUUUAGGCAGACGGACGUGGAAGAAUGGGUGGGAGAGAAAGAGAUAGAUUGAGAGAGCGAGAGAGGUGUUUGCGAAAGAGGGAUGGAGAAAGAGUGAAAGAGGAUAGCGGAGAGUAAGGGAAAACGUCGUGACGAUACGAUAUUCGCCAUUGCCCGAUAUUUUAUCAUGGUACCCCGAUCCCGGCGACGUCGGCGCCCAACACCGGUGCGAGUGCCUUGCCGACGGGGCCCUGAAACGUGCAGGUUCCCACAGAGAAUUGAGAAUUGGCGAAAGACGAGGAGUAGAUUGCGGAACGAAAGGUAGCCACCGAGUCUCUACGGAUAGAGGGAACGGUUCCAGGGGUGUCUGGGUAGGGAGGCGCAGGGAUGAUUCGAGAUCACGCUUCUUCUGGCACCGGCGGCACUAGUUUCGUUCCCAACGUCCGGCAAGAGUCGUCACGCUCGGGACGCUGUUUCGCAUUCGAUGCCCGAUAAUCGUAUCAGCGACGGUACGAGGAGUCGCCCGCAGGUUCGGAGUGAUUCCAUUCCGAUCCGCGUCGUUCCAGCCCCGCUCCGCGUGGAAGUUAACCGCGCGUUUCAAACAAUAAUCCGAUAGAAACGUCGAUAAGUAUAACCGGUAGCCACGCGUGUCUUUAACGCUCGCGACGGCCUCGUCCCGGCCGUUCCAUUCCGCCCGUUUGCGACGCGAUCCGAUCGAGUGCUACCGGUACGGUUCGUUUCUGGCCCGGCGCCGCGUCGCUGGCCGCCGGUUAUCGCUCGGGGGACGAUCGUCUUCGGACGCGCGGUUCAUCUCGAACGGCGGACAAAGCGCGAGGAUUAGGGGAUGGCCGGAUGUGAGCGGGCUGGAGGAUCGCGCCGAUGGUCGAUCGCGCGGGGGAUGCCCGCCC